AUGGCUGAACGGGGCACAAGACCAGAGGGGCUCGCUCCCGUACCCGUCGCGCCGCCCGACCUCAAGAUCAAACCCCCGAGCCCCUUGGCCCUGGCCAAGAAAGUCGACAUGGAGGCCAAGACCGCCUGGAACUCCAAGAACUUAGGCCUGCGUUUGGGCGCCGACCUGUUCAGCGCAGCCUGCGCCGGCACCUUGGUCGCGCCCCUCGUGUCCAUCAUUGAUCGCUCCAUCAUGGAAAACGCCUCGGGCCGCCGCGGCCUCGGCGACUGUGUCCGCUCCUGCCUCCAAGAACUUGUCCUCCGUCCCCACCACGUCGUCUUCAGCAAGCCCUUCGCCCUCAUAUUCGCCCUCUACGGCGGCACCUACCUGACGGCCAAUACGUUAGACACGGCCUCCUCGACCGUCCACAACCGGCCCGCCACCGAGGUCACCGCCGGUACCGCAAAGUUCGCCGCCUCGAGCACUGCCAACAUCGGCAUCUGCAUGUACAAGGACCAGGUUUUCGCCCGCAUGUACGGCCCCCCCGGCGUUAGCCCCCGGCCCGUCCCCGCCCUCACCUACGCGCUCUUCACCCUGCGCGACUGCAUGACCAUCUUCGCGAGCUUUAACGUCCCGCCGCGCCUCGGCCCCUGGCUCAACAGCCGCAUGAGCGACGAGAUGGCCCGCAGGGUCAGCGGCUUGACCAUCGUCCAGUUCGCCUCCCCGGCCAUGGUCCAGCUCGCCAGCACCCCGCUGCACCUGCUCGGCCUCGACAUCUAUAACCGGCCCAACGCCCAGGCCAGCCCCGUCUCCUGGGCUAACCGCUGGCGCUCCGUGGCCAAGAACUGGGGCAUCAGCACCAUGGCCCGUAUCUGCCGCAUCAUCCCGGCCUACGGCAUUGGCGGUGUUGUCAACCGCAAGGUGCGCCUGAGCCUCAUGGACAAGAUUGAGACGAAACCGUGA
This is a messenger RNA of Colletotrichum navitas, 942 nucleotides long. RefSeq lists its product as uncharacterized. NCBI's taxonomy places the organism in Eukaryota, Fungi, Ascomycota, Sordariomycetes, Glomerellales, Glomerellaceae. The transcript is spliced from 2 exons. Gene Ontology annotation, cellular component: mitochondrion. The record is from RefSeq and is a predicted model, not a curated record. The coding region runs from base 1 to 942 and encodes 313 amino acids.